AUGGAGACAGAGUCACGGCCCUUUCUGAUACCCACCGCGACAGAUGGUGAGCAGCAGCAGCAACAAGGCUGGUGGCCUCAGGUUCAGCAUACGUGCAAAUCCAGCUUCUCUAAGCGGGUUGUCCCUUGGAUUGGAGUUCCCGUGCUCAUAAAUGCAGUCGUCUUGAUUUAUCUUGCUUUCUGGGUCGCGCCCCAGCUGCGCGGCCUCCAACGCCACUUUGUUCCCACAAAAUUCACUGACUACUCCCAAACGGCCUAUUUUCAGGAUCCCGGCUCAUCGACCGAUGCAGCUUGGGAGGAUCUACUUGGGGAUAUGUUCAUCCGAGUUUCAACCGAGGAACUGGACCUGGCAAACCAGACCUCAAUCUCGCUACCCCGAGACGACAAGCACCUUGCCUGGCUUGGAGUCCACCACGACCUGCAUUGCAUUAACACCGUCCGCCAAUGGAUUCACCGGGACUAUUACCAUCCCGAUUUAACAGCCGCAGAGCAGAACAAACUCGAAUCCCACGUUAGCCAUUGCCUGGACAUGCUGCGCCAGAGUGUCCAGUGCCACGCCGAUGCAUAUCUGAUGACCUUCCGGUGGACAGAGACCCGGCGGAAACCCGAGUUCAACCCCGCAAUGCCUGUGCGAACAUGUGUCGAUUUCAAUCUUUUGCGACGGUCACUGCAGCCUCGGUCGGUGGAAUUGGAAGAGAUCCAGGGGUUGGAGAACCCACUAAUGGGGAAAGAGAUGUGA
Molecule: messenger RNA, 738 nt
Organism: Aspergillus aculeatus ATCC 16872
Lineage: Eukaryota; Fungi; Ascomycota; Eurotiomycetes; Eurotiales; Aspergillaceae
Product: oxidase ustYa family protein
Exons: 4
Coding region: 1-738 (245 amino acids)
Biological process (GO): mycotoxin biosynthetic process
Source: RefSeq, a predicted model, not a curated record